Molecule: messenger RNA, 1140 nt
Organism: Pectinophora gossypiella (pink bollworm)
Lineage: Eukaryota; Metazoa; Arthropoda; Insecta; Lepidoptera; Gelechiidae
Product: carboxypeptidase B-like
Exons: 8
Coding region: 1-1140 (379 amino acids)
Biological process (GO): proteolysis
Molecular function (GO): metallocarboxypeptidase activity; zinc ion binding
Source: RefSeq, a predicted model, not a curated record
AUGGAGCACACAUUGGACCAUGGUGAACCUCGGCACAACGUAUUUGCUGGCUUCGAUAAACUGGACGACCAGAGUUCAGUAACCGUUGACACCAACGAAAAUGGCACGCAGACAAUACUCAGUGGCAAGCACAGAGUGAAAUCUCUAGCAGAACAGAAACGCGAAAGCAGUGUUGGCAUCAAAACUAUAACCAGUACACAAAAACCGAAGAAACGGAAAGUUAAAUUAAUGGACUGGAAGAGGUUUCACAGACUCAAAGAUAUCUAUGACUUCAUAGAUGAACUAGAGAGAGACUAUCCUGCUAUAUGCACUGUCAGUGUUAUUGGUCAGUCCGUUGAAGGCAGAGAUAUAAAGAUGUUAAAGAUCUCAAACAGCGACGCGACCAACGCGGCGGUGUGGCUAGACGCAUCCAUCCACCCGCGCGAGUGGAUCAGCACCGCGGUCGUCACCUACAUCGCCGACGUUCUCGUCAAGAACUUCAAGAAGCUCUCCAAUUCGCUUACCAAUAAGGACUGGCACAUUGUCCCAGUGCUGAACCCUGACGGCUACGAGUACACGCACACGUGCAACAGAAUGUGGAGAAAGAACCGCGCGCGACACGACGGGGAGUGUGUGGGAGUUGACCUUAAUAGAAACUUCAGCCUAGCAUGGGGGAACAAUGGCGAAGAGGGGUCGUCGGAGGAGCCUAGUAAUGUAUUCUAUCGGGGGCCCGCGCCAUUCUCCGAGCCUGAAACUAUAGCUGUCAGGGACACAAUAUUGAACUCGAAUACGCCGUUCAAGGUGUUCCUGUCGUUCCAUAGUUACUUCGAGCUGAUCAUCUUCCCGUGGGGCUACAAGACGGACCCGUGCCCACACUACUUGCGACUGCUGGAGGGAGCCAUGGUCAUGUCGAGGGCAAUCUACGAGAAGACGGGCUUCAUCUACAAGGUGGGGAACACGAAAGACAUGACAUAUUUCGCAUGCGGCACCAGCAUUGACUGGAGCUAUGGUAUUGCCAAGAUCCCUUACUCCUACAUGGUCGAGCUCAGGAGUAAGAAGCACAAGUUCAAACUUCCAAGAGAACAGAUCAUGGAAACUUGCAUAGAAAUUUGGAGUGCUGUCAAAAGUCUCAUGGAUUAUAUCGACCAAAGUAAAGAUUGA